GAAGUAAGUGGUAGAGUAAGAAGUAGGUUGUAGGCUGUAAUCUUUGGUGCGGACACGGUGUAUUUUAUUCGAGAGGGCUGUGUGUGAAUGUGACGGAUGUGUGUUGUCAAUUUGACGUAAUGGAAGGGGUUUUGUGGAAAUGGACAAAUUACUGGAGCGGAUGGCAAACAAGAUGGUUUAUUCUUGACAACGGUGUGUUGGCAUAUUACAAGUCUCAAGAAGAAGUGAACCAAGGCUGUAAGGGUUCAAUGAAAGUAACAGCAUGUGAAAUUAUAGUUAAUCCUGUUGAUAGUACACGUAUGGAUCUUGUUAUUCCUGGAGAACAACAUAUUUAUUUGAGAGCUGCAACUUCGCAAGAACGGCAACAGUGGCUUGUGGCACUGGGAAGUGCUAAAGCCUGCGUCACCACCAGGAACAGGAAAGAUUCAGAUUCCAAUCCUGAUACACUUAAAUCCAAAAAGUCUGAGCUGAGACUGUACUGUGACCUACUGAUGCAACAAGUACACAUGGUUAAGACAGCUGUUACUCAAGAAGGUGGUCCAGAAGUGCAGAAACUGGACGAAGCAACUAGCCUGCUGGGUGCUACCUGUGAUACAUUUAUUAGAACUUUGGAAGACUGUAUGAAGAUAUCUAACGCCAAUUUCACGUAUGAACUUCCUCACCAACACGUGACCGGCAUGAAGCCAACUGUGCCCAUCAUGAGAACAAAUUCCGUUGAUAAGUAA
Messenger RNA from Zootermopsis nevadensis, 725 nucleotides. The record is from RefSeq and is a predicted model, not a curated record. Lineage: Eukaryota; Metazoa; Arthropoda; Insecta; Blattodea; Termopsidae.